UAUGGAUGUACACAUACCGACGGCGGUACGCGUAGCGCAACGACGGCGCAUAGUAAUUUCUUGUGAUUUUAAGCGAAAUAACGGUUCAUCGCAAAUAAAUCUAAAUGCGAUUUGCAAUUUAAAGUGUAAUUUGUGUUGUGCGCAUAAAAAAAUAUGACAAGCUUCAAAUAAGUUGUCAAAAGUGUUUGAUCUCCAUUAAACUAAAAGUACUUAAAUCUUAGUAAAAGCCGAAUCCGAGUAGUUUUAAGGCAAAUAAAGCUGCGCUAAGAUUACGUGAAAUGUCCAGCAGUUCGCAAAUGUGUUGAGUGGGUGCACAGCGUUGAAGCGAGCAGUGAAGCUGUGUGGCGUUAAUUGCUUCUGUCAAUUGUGAACUACCGAAUUGUUGUUGUCUAUAACAUAUAUAAUUCACCAUUCACUUUGACAGUUUGCAUUGCAUCAACAACUAUAUAGUAACAGUAGUUGCUAAAAUUUCAUGCUGUCAGCAAUUCAAAUGUGUGGCAUUUGUGCAAUUCUAUGGAACUCAAAUGCAGGCAUAGCACCGGCAAUUGUUCUCCAUGCAGACCUACAGUGCGUAUGAGUGCUCAGCAGUUGCGUGCAUUUUGGUCAGCUACAGUAACAUAGAAAUCAAUUAAGCUUAUAUGAGUUUGUGUGCUGUUGUUGCUACGAGAGGCCGAAGCAGCUGUAAGAGUUCAGUGUUGAGAUGUAAGAGAUGUUGUGUCCAAGGUAGUAAGAGCUCUGCAAUUAAAGCGUGAACGUGUGUACUUGCGUGCUUCCGUUUUGGACAGUAGAAGGCGCCACUAUGUCGUCCUUGCUUUGUCACACGUAAACUGGCAACUGUCUGAAAGGCUAAGUUUACGUCGCAGAAGUUGUUUGUGUCGGUUUAAGUGUAGUUCGGUCGGUUUGCCGGUGGCGCUGUCGUACACUUAGCUACUAUUGGUCUUUACAUACAUACUUAUAUGUAUGUAUGUUUAUAGUGUCUGUGUGCGUAUAAUCAAUGUUUCCUGCCUUCUAGCUAACAGCGUUAACUGUGUCACUUAGUAGUUAAAGUGCAUGAACACGUUCUUUCGCAGCGCCGUAACAAAUUCAUCCGGGAAUUACAACACUCAACUUAACCCAAUACGGAACGUAAUGGACCUAUUUGUGCGUGUGCAGCAAUAAGUAAUGCAAAGUCUGCUGCCCUUGUAACAUGUGCUAGUGAAAGGCACAACAGUCUCAAAAAUAGUAAAAAUCUACCGGAAAACUCAACUUAACGAGGUUUAUUGUGAAAAUUGUCGCAGUUAUGUACCUUUUUCCGAUAUUUGGCAUUGGCAUUGACAGAUGUUUGCUGCCAUAAGUUACGUGCACUGCAUACUCAGCGCGCUUCCACAACAAAAAGGUGAGGCAAAACAAAAAAGUCAGAAACCGUAUAUACAUACAUACCAAAGUGAGAAAAUGUGAAAAUGUGUAGAAAGUGGAAUGAAAGUGAUGUUGGUAUGAAAAGCAAGCAAAUCAAAAAUAUAAAAUUUGAAGAAAAAAAGUUGUAAAACGCAAAAGCUCAGCAAAUUAAAGCUGACACAAACGCCCUUUGCCCAGCUGCAGUUUUAAGUGCGAGGACAUAAACCUCUGGCACCUGCUAAUGUUGGCGCUGAAAACGUGGCGAGAAUAAGUGACGCGUAAUUUCAUUAAAUUUAAUACAAGUGGAAAGGAAGUAAAGCAAAUUGGCAACAAGCAAGUUCUGGAGAAAUAAGUAUAGUGGCCGCAGACAAAAUGCCUUGCUGGCCAUAAUUGGAAACGAAAUUGAAAUACAUUUUAAAUAAAAGUGUAGUAUUAUAUUGAAAUGCUGAAGUAGACAGCCAUUUGAAAAUUAAACAGAUAACACAUUUAACAAAAACAAUUUGCAGUUAUCUUUUCUGAAGCGAGACAGGAUUUGCUCAGUGAAGAUCCAUUCACGGACAAAUGUUAAAAGGUGUACUCGGUUCCAGAAAUAUAUUUACGAAUAUAACAAAACUCAAAUGCUCGUACGAAUGGAUCAGUUGAACUCAAAGGCAUCACCUCAGAGAGACUGCGAGAGAGUAGCGUGUUUACUAUUCAAAUAAUGUAUGAAAUUAUAAACACCAAAAGUUGAAUGAAUGAUUUGACAAGGAAGGAAGAAGUAAGAAGUUCGUUAGUGAAAUAUGGAGAAAGUUUAAAGAAAUCUAAGAGUGAAGGAGAAGAUUGAAAAUAGCACAUAAAAUAAGCAAUGAAGGCACUAAUUAACAUGAAAAUUAGAUCGAAGUCUACGGAAAAUUGAAGCAACUUAUGCACAACUAAUCGCGGCAACUUUUGCAAUUAACACAAGAAAAGCAAUUUACCUAAUAAACACUUAAAAUUCUAAAAACUGCUGGUAAUAUAAAGUUGUAUGAAUUUGUUGCGAAAUGGCGGUUGAAACAAAGACAACAAGAAGCUGCGACAGCAGCAAGUGCAUGGCAUAAUUUUACCGUCAUUAUAAACGGAGAACGCCAUUAAACGCAAGCCGUUAGGUGCAUAAAUAGCAAUAACAAUUAUUUCAGUUAGCACCGAGCAGCCUACAAGCAUCGAGCGGGCGGAGUGAGGCAGCAACAACGCCAACAGCGGCAGAAACACUAGCUGCAGCCAGAGUCAUAAACUUAGAGGGGUGCUACCUAGCGCCAUUAUGAUAAUGUUGCCGCGUUACUUUUACUUGCUGGAAACAAACACCACCGCACUUUCCAUACUCUUCCUACUCUUGGCAUGUGUCGGCGGCGGCGGCGGCAACAGUGGCUCAUUCGCCACAGCGGCAACAGCAACGCACGGCGCGAACAAUCAAAAUGCCAACACACGAAAUUACAGCCGCAGCGGACGUGAUAUCACGGUUUAUGGGGGCAGUAGUAGCAGCUCCUCAGCGGUGUUUCGUGCGCUUGUCUCAGCCUCAUUAACGGACAACAACAGUCGCCUGCAGUCAGCCGCCGCAUUAGCGUCCGAAGACAAUAGCUUGCAAAUGUCGCUAGUCUCCUCACCGAUAACAACUGCCUCACUGACCGCCAACAAUAUAUUUUUGGGUCCAUCGCUCUCGCUGACAAGCAGCAGCGCCGCAUCUGCUACCUCCGGCGCUGGCUCAAUGCUACAAUCCGCUUCACUGGCGGGUGGUGCCGGUAGCAGUAGUGGUGGCGCUGGCAGUUCUGGUCUUAGUAGUAGCGGACGUAGCAGUCGGCAAAAUGUCGGUGGUGCCAUAACCAACAACAACGUCAAUAGUCAUACACAUGGCGAUCAACUGCCAGCGCAAUUAUCCUCGCGCAUUAUACACACACGCAACGGCGCCAUAUCCGGUGUUAUUGUACAACUUGAAGGUCGGCAUUUGGAUCCGGUGGAAGCGUAUCGCGGCAUACCGUAUGCUUCGCCACCUGUGGGCAAUUUACGUUUCAUGCCACCUGUUUCGGCGGCCAUGUGGUCGGGCGUUAAGAAGGCAGAUAGAUUUAGUCCGGUUUGUCCGCAACGCCUACCCGACAUCGCCAACGAGACAGCCGCUUUAGAGCGUAUGCCCAAAGGACGGCUGGAGUAUUUGAAGCGCCUAUUGCCGUAUCUGCAAAAUCAAUCGGAAGAUUGCCUAUAUUUGAAUAUUUACGUGCCCAUACAAGUCGCUUCGCGUGACGCCUCUGGCAGUGGCAGCAGCAGCAGUGGAUCAAGCAACAAUGCGGGCGGUAGUAAUGGUGGUGGAGGCGGCCAAACUAGAUAUCCGGUUGUAGUGUUUGUACAUGGAGAAUCCUAUGAAUGGAAUAGCGGGAAUCCGUAUGAUGGCUCGGUGUUGGCGAGCUUUGGACAGAUACUUGUCGUCACAAUAAAUUAUCGACUGGGCAUACUAGGUUUCUUAAAUGCCAAUACAGAUCGCUACUCGAAACUGCCAGCCAACUAUGGCCUAAUGGACAUCAUUGCUGCGUUACACUGGCUAAAGGAGAAUAUUGCUGCAUUUGGUGGCGAUCCACAGAGUAUAACCCUAGCGGGUCAUGGCACCGGAGCAGCGUGUGUGCAUUUUCUCAUCUCCUCACUGGCGGUGCCAGAAGGUCUCCUGUUUAACCGCGCCAUACUGAUGUCCGGCUCUGGUUUGGCACCCUGGUCGCUGGUGAGCAACCCUGCCAAAUAUGCGGCCAUCGUUGCGCAUCACGUGAACUGUGCGCCCGACCUGUCACAUGCGCAUCUUAUGAAGUGUCUGCGCGACAAGACACUGGAGCAGCUGCUGAGCGUACCCAUACGUCAGCCCGAGUUCGGUUUCGCGUUUGGCCCCAGCAUAGACGGUGUGGUCAUCGAUGGUGGUGACUAUGUACCGCCAGCGCCCGGUUCAGCUGCUGCACAAGCCCAAGCAUCGACUGCUGCCGGCAGCGGCCUCGGCGGGGGAGCAGGCAUCGCGGCAGCGGGUGGUUGGGGUACGCCGGGACAGUUGGAAAAUAUCGUAUUAAUGAGGAAAACAGCCAUUAACAAGCUGUCAAGAUAUGACCUGUUGGCUGGCGUGACACGUGCCGAGGCGUUUUUCUCCUUCAAUUCCGGCGACGUACAGUAUGGCAUCGAAGCGGAUCGUCGCUCGAAAAUACUAAAGGCCUACGUACGCAAUACGUACACGUAUCAUCUGAACGAAAUAUUCGCGACGAUUGUUAAUGAGUACACGGAUUGGGAGCGACCCGUACAGCAUCCAAUUAAUAUACGUGAUGAAACACUUGAAGCGCUUAGCGAUGCACAAAUUGUGGCACCCGCUGCUCAAACCGUCGACCUACACUCGGCGGAUCAUCGCAAUUCGUACUUGUACGUCUUUGACUAUCAGACGAGAUAUGGGGAUUAUCCUCAGCGCCAAGGCUGCAUUCAUGGCGAGGACUUACCCUACCUCUUCGGCGCACCUUUAGUGGGUGGUUUCAGUCAUUUCACACGAAAUUACACCAAAACUGAAAUCAAUCUGUCGGAAGUUGUAAUGCUGUACUGGUCGAACUUCGUGCGUACUGGAAAUCCGAAUGAACAAAUGGAAGGCGAACAUCCCGGUAGUCGACAGGAGCGAAGUCGAUACAAAACGAUUGAAUGGACCGCUUACGAGAGUGUGCAUAAAAAGUAUCUCAAUUUCGACACAAAACCAAAACUCAAGAAUCACUAUCGCGCUCAUCGCUUAUCCUUCUGGUUGAAUCUCAUUCCCGAUCUCCACAAGCCAGGCGGUGACAAUGUGCCCGCCGCACAUCACCAACUGCUGGAUGAUACCGAUGAUGAUGUCGACAAUAAUAUCGCCAGUGACGGUUCCGUUAAGCCACUCAACCCACCCUAUUCGCCGCAUGCCGGCAGCGCGGCGCUUGGCAAUUUCACAUUAUUUACUAAUCAAGUAUUCUCACUGCUGAAUCUGUCGUCACCCUCAUCGGCGCGUAAUGGCUCACGUUAUGGCGGCAAAAUGUAUGGCGCUGACGACAAUGGGGAAGCGCAUGCCGCCGGUAGUGGUUCGCCACCGGAUGGCCAAGACGGUUUUGCUGCCUACUCCACCGCACUGAGCGUCACAAUUGCAAUUGGCUGCUCACUGCUCAUCCUGAACGUGCUUAUCUUUGCUGGCGUUUACUAUCAACGUGACAAGACGCGCCUGAGUGAGCCGCGCGCGCAAACGAAACUGAAGCGACAAGAAAACGGUCAAAUGCCGAAUAACAUAUGCGGCGAUCUCGAAACCUUAACGAUACACACGAAAAACGACCCGGCGACGAUACUUUCGCAUCACCACGCAUUGCAACACCAGCACCAGCUGCCACCUCCCGAAUUCGCAGACAUACCACAUCGUGCGCCGCCGCCACCAAAACAUUUAAAAACGCUCCAAGAUGCGAGCGGCAACAUAAAUAUGGGUGGCGCGCUCAGUGCGCCGGGCAGCGCGGCAAGCGGUGGUGGCAUGGUAGGCGGUGCCAUGGGCAGCAGCGGCAGCGGCGGCAAUGCUGCUGGUGUUGGGGGUCUGGGUAGCGCCGGCGGGCAAGGUAGUAGUGCACCCAGUGGCAGCGGAGGCGGUGGCAGCAUGAUGGGUCUAAUGCCACCACCGCACGCAUUGCAAGUCAUGGGCAAUCAAUGUGGCACGCUUACUAAAAAGAGUUGCAUGAAACAAACACAACAGCAGCAACAACAGCAACAGCUAGUUGUUACACAUCAGCAGCAUUUGCAGAAUCAUCAUAAUCAAAGCAUGACGACGGCUUUAAUGGGUGGCGGCGGUGGCGCUGUUGGUCCUCCGCCACCUUCGGUGUCCAGCGCACAAGCGCACACGCACGCAAAUGUGCAACAACAGCAACAGCAGCAGCAACAACAUCAUCAGCAAGCACAACUACAACAAAUCCAACAGCAUCCACUAAUGGAUGAGUUGCGAGUGUGACAUUAAUUAACAGUGCGUUUCAAAUGUGAUCUCUAGCGGUGAUUAAAUGAUUGUGAUGUGAAAUGAAGUGGAAACGGGCGCCACACAAUGCCACAUAGCUCGAUUAAAGUGUGUGUGUGCCGCUUUGUGUAUUUAUGAGUGUGUGGAUGUGUGAUUUUGAGCGUGUAGUGGAUAUGCGUGAGUUUAAUCGUGUGCGGCGUCCUUGGUGAUAACGCCCAUUACCUAUUCUCUCUGUGGGCGUCUGUACGCCAUUGCAUUUAGUAGCAAACCAAAACGGGAUUACAUGACGUAGGCGCAUUUUGUUAAUUAUAUAUUUAGUAGUAUUAGUAUUAGAUAUAGAACCAUUCUUGAAGGUAUACAUAUAUACUAAGCACGAGGAAACAGUUAUAUUAAGUCGUGGUGCUAGGCACAAAACCCAAAUAUUAUUUCAAAACAUGUUCUAACUGUAGCCAUAAUUAGUAGGCAAUUUUAAAACUGAAAUUUCGAUUGUCAUAAAAAAUUGAAGUUCAACAAUCAAAUAUUUUGUACAUAGUGAAACUAAAGUUAUAAAACUCGAAAGGGUGUAAACUGAUGCAUUAUUAGCCAGAAUUAUAGUUAUGAAGCUGGUUUUCCAACCUUUUUAGAAUCGUAUAUGAUUUUGUUACAUUUAAUAAUAAUAUUUCGUUUUGAUAUGAAUUCUGUUGUACAUAAAUUUUAAAAUUUUCCAAAUUACUGAAGUAAUGACUUUGAAGCUAAAAGUAAGCAAAUAACCCACAGUGCUGAGCUGCCAACGUAUCCAGAUGUCACUAAAGAGCCACUUAAAAAACAUCUAUUCUCAUGUACUCGUAUACUAUAUCUCUAGAAGCUAUCAAGUUAAUAUUUUGGCCCCUAGUUUGAAAACUUUCUGGUCUUAAACUUUAUAGUCCCAAACACUUUAUAGUCAUUGAGAAAAAUGCAAGCUAUUUCAUAUUUAGGAUUUUAUUUCUGCCUUGAACGAUGGUUUCGUAAAAUUCUUCUGUGUUUAGGUGCUGUUUAAAUACAACUUGUCACUCGAGCAUCCAUCUAAUUGUUCAUCGUAUGGUUAUAGACUCCACGCACUCGUUGCAUUUUCGUUAUCACCGGAAGUCUUCAAUAGUUUAUAGAUAUUUUUAGUUUUUGUGAGGUUCAAGGCAUUAAUAUCUAUGAAAAAUGAUGCAGAAGAAACAUUUGAGAGAAGAAAAAUUUUCUCGGGCUCAUCAAACUCUGCGAUUUGGAAACUGUAAUCGGCGGCACACUUAUUACCAGCUAAACGAUAGAAAAGUAAUUCCUACAGGACCUCCUUAUUGGCUGCAAUAUAAGUUGCUUACUGUUAUAAAUCGGUAAAUAUAUUCACUUUGCAGCAUGGAAUAUGUGAGUACCCCUACUUUUUAUAAAUUUUUCCUUAAAUCUUUCAAUUUGAUAUAAGAUUCUUACUGAAGAAGUCUACCUACUCAUAUCAGCACUUUUCCAAAGUAUCUCUAAGUUCGGGAAAUACAACAUUGCUGGGGUUUUGUAUUCAAAGUAAAAAUUGCAAUCACCUUAUAUUCUAACUUUAUCCAACUUGAUAAAAUGAAACAUUUAAAGUUCCAACAUAUUUAACAAAAAGGCUCUGCUACAAUUGGCAAUAGCUUUAUACUGCAAAAAUAUCUGAUAUACCGUAGUAUCUUCAGUUGAGUCCUGCCUGUACAAAUAACAAACUGAUUGCUAUCUUCCACAAAAGCGGGGAAAACCUUAUAAAAAUAUGUGUGGAAACUUCCUUCUUCCAUCUUCUCUUAAUAUGUACUCCUAAUUGCUUAGGCAAAGCAUGUCCGAUGUUCAUUUAUAUUGGAUGUCAAAUGUCACCCUUUAAGUAUCGGAACACCAUCUGACCUGAAAUUCUAUGUACAUAACGAGAAUUCAGCAAUUUUAGACAUUAAUACAACCGUGAUUACUUCCAGUAAUGAGUGAUAUUAUCCUUAGCAAUGUAGCCGCAAGGAAUGAGACAGCAAUUCAUAUGAACACACAAGCUUUGGCUACCAAAGUCUUUAAAUCUUCUAAACACUAAACAAAUUAUAUUUAUUGUGGAUAUUUUGUCUGAAGAUUAAUUAAUAUUACCCUUUUUAUUCAAAUUUCAUUUUUCUGUGUAGUCACAGUCGUGAGCACACCUGCGAAGGAGUGGCGUUAAUAAAUAAAGAUAUUUUGUAUGAAAAAAGUAUCCAUUAUUGAUUUUUGAAAAUCAGUUCUUGCUUUAACAAUAUCGAGGGAUCUGAAAGUGUGAAUAUGACAGCAUUUAAUGCCCUCAACUUAGGCGCCCUUGCAUUCCUGGUUUACUCUACCAGCCUGCUGCUAACACGAAUUAUGUUAAGCAUUUAUUUAUUUAUUAUAAAUUCUUUAAGUCUUAUAAGUAAAUAACACUUUGGUUCCCUACUAGACACUGAUAUAACAAAUUUAAAGUAGCUUUCCGUAUUUGUGUAAAUUAUUCUUCCAAAGACUGAUUAAGUGUGUAUAUAAUAAUUACCGUUAGUGUGCAUCUAAUACAAAAUUAGUGUGUAUAUGUGCGCAUAAGUAGGUUUGUAUGAACUAAUAAGUGUGAAGUAGAUAUUUUAAAUGCAUGUAAAUAAGCAAAGGUAGCCGUAGUACUAAAACAAAAUGAACGUUGUUAGAAAAUUUUCACACAAACCAAAUGUAGACUAAUGAACUGAAUGCAGAAUUUUUCUUAUUGCAAUGCGGAGACGAUCGGAGAUAGAUUUUGUUUUGAAACCUAAGUUCCAGUAGUUUAAUAGUUUACUAUCUUCGUGAACCUAAAAAAGGUGAAUAAAAUUAGUUAUUCGCUUUUGUUUCUUUUGUAAGAGAUAUAAACUCUAAAAAAUUACUAAAAUUUUCGACAACCAAUAAUGAAAAUAUAUUUUCAUUAAACUCUAUUUUUUUUUUACUUUUUAGAGUUUCUAUUUCUUACAAUCAACCAAAAUCACUUAUGACUAAUCUUAUUCACCUUUUUAGAUUCAAGAAGAUAUUAAACUAUGAAACUAUUAGAACUUAAGUUUCCGCUUAUUAUUUAGAAAACAUAAAGAUUCUUUAAACCUUCUGAUAUGUUAAGUAUGUUUGUGUGCGUGUGCAGGAUAUGUAAAGUUAUUAACUUACAGGAAUAGUUAGUUCAGUUUUGAGUAAGUUUGGCGUAAGUAAGCAAAUGUGUAAUCUACAAAAACUUUGUAAGCAGCUUACUGAAAAUCGAAGAUUAAAAAGAAAUAUAUAGACACUAUAUAUAUAGUAUAAACAACCAUAGCAAAUAACUACCUAGGGUAACUAAAUCAUAACGUGUAUAAAAAUUAAAAAUAUAUAUAUAAA
Molecule: messenger RNA, 9661 nt
Organism: Bactrocera tryoni
Lineage: Eukaryota; Metazoa; Arthropoda; Insecta; Diptera; Tephritidae
Gene: Nlg3
Product: neuroligin-4, Y-linked
Exons: 13
Coding region: 2651-6340 (1229 amino acids)
Biological process (GO): neuron cell-cell adhesion; synaptic vesicle endocytosis; postsynaptic membrane assembly
Cellular component (GO): synapse; cell surface; postsynaptic membrane
Molecular function (GO): neurexin family protein binding; signaling receptor activity
Source: RefSeq, a predicted model, not a curated record